UCAUCUCCACAGCCAUGGCCCCAAGUUCCUGACCCUAAUAACCGUGAAGCAAGGCAGCAGCGUUUUGCUCACUUUACAGAACUUGCAAUUAUCUCAGUGCAAGAGAUUGUGGACUUUGCCAAGCAACUACCUGGCUUCCGGGAGCUCACCAGGGAAGAUCAGAUUGCUUUACUGAAGACAUCUACCAUAGAGGUGAUGUUGUUGGAGACAUCUCGGCGCUACAAUCCAGAGAUUGAGAGCAUCACUUUUCUGAAAGACCUGAGCUAUAAUCGGGAUGACUUCGCCAAAGCAGGUCUGCAGUUUGAGUUCAUUAACCCCAUCUUUGAGUUCUCAAAGGGGAUGAAUGAGCUACAACUCAAUGAUGCUGAAUAUGCACUUUUAAUCGCCAUCAACAUUUUCUCUGCAGACCGACCGAAUGUGCAGGACCAGUCCCUGGUGGAGAGACUACAGCACACCUAUGUGGAAGCCCUUCAUUCUUACAUUUGCAUCAACAGACCAAAUGAUCACCUGAUGUUUCCACGGAUGUUAAUGAAGCUGGUCAGUCUUCGGACACUAAGUAGUGUUCACUCUGAACAGGGGUGGAAGAGAAGAGAGAAAGGUGAGGACUGGUACCUAGGCAAGGUAGAUGUGGUGGAAGGAUCUCCAAAACUUGCAAGAAUUUGGAGCAUAUGGCAUGUGUUCCAAGGUGAGUGUGAAGAUGUAUUGGCCAAGGAGAGAGGACACACUGCACUUAGUGAAAUAUGUGGGCACUGCACAAGUGUGGGCUGCAGGAAUAUUGAGUGUUACUUCAUCUGCUUGCAUCUUCUUCCUCAUGCCAAAGUCUUUCCAAGGUACUUUCUCGAGGUUCCAGUGGUUGUGAUGGGAUGUGGAGGUCCCUGCUGUACGAGGAGUGCCAACUGCUUUAGAAGGACACUUGGGUCCUGUAUCCUUCCUUCACGUUGGGCGCAGUGAGAGCCACGCCGGAUUUAUGCCCCGCAUUCUUAAGUAUCCACAUCCAUAAGUAUUCUGGGACUUAAAGCAAUACGUUGUCUGACAAGAGAAGCAUACAGUUCCGAAAUAUGUUCCUUAUUUUCCAAGAAACAAGUAACAUCUUUAUGGCUGACCUCAGAGAUGUAACCUGAAGUAUCCUGGUAGUUUGGUCUCAUGAGUCUUCUCUGUCAUAGGGGUCUGUUUGCUUGCCUGGUGAGCAUCCCGAGAGCCUACGUUCACAUGGCUCGUGUUGGUUUUUUUGUUGGUUUGUUUUUUGUUUUUUUUUGGCUGUGUAUCUGAGCGCUAUGCCCGUGGUGAGGGUAUUGUGUCCAUUUUGCACUUGAGGUUGGUCCCUUGCCACUGGCCUUCACUCUGCACCUUUGUAAAGCACUUGUAACAAUCCGUAAAAUAAUCUGUUGUUUUUUAUAACUCAUUGCAAUUGCAAAUGACAAAAAAAAAAAAAAUCUUGUUUAAAUCUGUAUUUUUAACUAAUCUGUUUGAGAAAUGUUAAUGUUUAUAUAAAAGAAUAAAGCCUAAUACAGGA
Molecule: messenger RNA, 1513 nt
Organism: Meleagris gallopavo (turkey)
Lineage: Eukaryota; Metazoa; Chordata; Aves; Galliformes; Phasianidae
Source: RefSeq, a predicted model, not a curated record